Messenger RNA from Populus trichocarpa (black cottonwood), 837 nucleotides. RefSeq lists its product as uncharacterized. The coding region runs from base 1 to 837 and encodes 278 amino acids. The record is from RefSeq and is a predicted model, not a curated record. The transcript has 5 exons. Gene Ontology annotation, molecular function: protein dimerization activity. NCBI's taxonomy places the organism in Eukaryota, Viridiplantae, Streptophyta, Magnoliopsida, Malpighiales, Salicaceae.
AUGUCCAAGACUGCUGAUAAGGUAUUUGAGAUGUUAGAUGCCAUUGUGGAGAGGAUUGGGGAGGAAAAUGUUGUCCAAGUAGUCACCGAUAAUGCUGCAAAUUAUAAGUUGAUGACCAUGUUUACUUCUAAACAGUGGAGUUCAUGUAGGUUUGCAAGAAUAGAAGAAGGGAAACGAAUUCAAAAUUAUGUUUUGGACAGCAGGUUUUGGCAUGAUGUUACUAUAUGUAUUAAGGCAGCAUUUCCUCUAAUUAAAGUUCUUCGAUUAGUUGAUUCUGAUGAGAAACCAGCUAUGGAAAGGAUGGCACCUAAUGCAAAUAAAAUGUGCAAAAUUGACUUGCAACUUGAAUCAUUCAAGGAUGCAAAAGGGUUGUUUGACAUUGAGGCUGCCAAGACAGCUAGAGAUAAAAAAACUCCAGCUCAAUGGUGGGAUUCUUAUGGGGAUGAAUGUCCAGAAUUACAAAGGCUUGCAAUCCGAGUUCUAAGCUUGACUUGUACAUCAUCUGGAUGUGAGCGUAAUUGGAGUGCAUUUGAAAUGGGAGAAAAACAUUCAAACAUUGAUUUGCUUGGUGCUAUUGAUAGUGCAACACGAAGACAAAAUGGUAAUGAAGAUGAAAGUGAUGAAGAAGAAAUUCCUAAUGAUGCUGAAAUGGAGAGUCAUGGUACUGAAGAUGAUUUGGAGAUUCAAAUUGAUGAUAUUGGUGUUGGUACUAGUAGCAGCACUAAUGCUCAUAAUAUUGGUGUUGAUACUAGUAGUGACACUAAUAAUCCUCUUAAUGCUAAUGAUAUUGAUGAAUGGACAUUGCCUAAACUAGCCCACAAGAGCAUUUCUAAGUAA